AUGUCGACAGGCGAGGAGCAGGAUGGAGAGGCGUCGGCGGCGCCCGUGUACGUGUAUGAAUCCAAGGUCCACUGUGCCAACGUGCUGCUGAGCCUGGAGGAGCAGCGACGGCAGGGCAUUCUGUGUGACGUGACCGUGCUGGUGGAGGGGAGGGAGGUUCGCGCUCACAGGGCUGUCCUCGCUGCCAGCAGCCGCUACUUCCUGCAGGCCCUGUUGGGGCAUAGCGGGUCUCCGGAGGAAGGGGAGCCCAUCAUUAACCUGCCAGGCAAGGUGACAGCUAAAGGUUUUGCUCCACUGCUUCAGUUCGCCUACACAGCCAAGCUGGUUUUAAGUCGGGAAAAUAUCCAUGAGGUCAUCCUGUGUGCUGACUUCCUGGGUGUUCACAAUUUGGAGGACUCUUGCUUUCGGUUCCUUCAAGCUCAGCUACAGAAUGAUGACCAACAUGCCAGUAAUAGCAAGGUGGAACACGAUGAUGACAUCACGGCUGAGGAUACAGUCUUUUGUGAGGCAGUAUCCUUAGAUGAUUCUACAGAGGCAAGGCAGCAGACCAAUCAUGUAGCAAGCACUGUAUCGCUUCCUGCUGACCUUUCUCAAUGUCCUAAAUACAGGAAAUAUCAGUACCAGAUCUGUGACAACAAGCACAACGGAGAAAACCAUCAUGGCAGUAAUGAUGUCAUUUUGGCCAACCAUACCUCAGUCAGCCCUGUGAGCUCACAGCUCACAGACAACAGUGCUGCUCCACAAACUCUUCUUACACCCUCCAGGAUCAAAGAGGAACAGUUUGUGUUGGAGGAAGAAGUGGAUGAAAGGAGUGGUUGCAACCCAGAAAUAUGUACUGAGGAGGUACUGGAGAUGGAGCUAGAGGUAGAAGGGGUUCCAGUAGCAGCCGAGCACUCUCCUAGCAGAGGUUCACCCUCUUCCUGCCUGCGCUCCUACCUCCAGAGAGGUGGCCUUGAUCUCAGCGGUGUGCCCAGCACCACCAUCCAGCAGCUGCUCACCAACAGACUGUCCCUCAGCCACUACAGGGAACUUGUCAAAGACAGGCAGAGGGAUAAGAGGGACCUCAAGACCGGCAUUGCAGAUGUAAUACCAGCAGCGCUGUCUGGCAUUGGCAAGAACAUGGAAAGGCCAGUGUCCAAAGCCUCAUCCUCUAAACAUGAGGGGGAGCUAGACAGAUGUAGUGUCAUUUUCUCUUCAGCAACUGGCGAGCGACAAAUGUUGGCUCAUACUUACAUGGAUGAGAAGUUCCGAGAAAAAGUUUCAACCCUAAUGCAUGUAGAAGCUCCUUCUUCUGGUCGGUCAAGCCUCAGCACCAGCUGCCCUAUUCCCAUCAAGACUUCAGCGCACUCACCUCCUCCUUCUGAGUCCCAAACCCAAACUUCCAGCUCCCGUUCCUCAUUCUCUUACCCAGAGGACACAGGCAGUGGUAGUUCACCUUCCAGCCUUCCCCAGUUUGACUUCUCUUCAUCCCCACACUCAGGCUCCACCUCUGGACUGUCUCACUGCCUGGCUGGGGUAGUGGAGCAGAGGAACCCCCACAGCGGAGAGGUGGUCUUCUCUCAGGGUUGCACCAAGAUCAAAACUGAACGGGGAUUCGGAGCCAGUGGUGGCAACUCCAGUGACGAAUCAGGCUCUUUCUCAGAGGGAGACAGUGAAAGCGGCAUCUCCAGAGUCACUGGCCCUGAGGUAAAGCUGCCCUUCCCUGUGGACCAGAUCACCAACCUGCCACGCAAUGAUUUCCAGAUCCUCAUCAAGAUGCACAAGCUGACCUCAGAGCAGCUGGAGUUCAUCCAUGACAUCCGCCGCCGCAGCAAAAACCGCAUAGCCGCUCAACGCUGCCGCAAGAGGAAACUGGACUGCAUUCAGAACCUGGAGAGCGAGAUCCGCAAACUGGUGUGCGAGAAGGAGAAACUGCUGAGUGAGCGCAACCAGCUGAAGGUUUGUAUGUCCGAGCUGUGGCAGAAUCUCUCCUUUCUCUCCCAGCAAGUGUGUAGGGAGGUGCAGGGCGCCCAGCCGCCUCCUGUCUUCGCCAGCAUCGACCUCACAUCCAACCCGCCGUCGCCUUCUUCCGAUGAGGGCUCAUCCCAGCCCAGGUCGCUCGUGUCGCAGCAGAACGAUGCUGCAUGUCUGUCUGAUGUGGGUCCCAGUCUGGUGGGGCUGGAAGAAAGGCAGCCUGGGGUGGAGGUGUCAGAUCUGGAGAACCCGGGGUGUCCACUGGUGCUUGGAUCCACUGAAGAUGUAUGUAGCCCCACUGUAACAGUGGAUUUCUGUCAGGAAAUGACUGAGAAAUGCACAACAGAGGAACAGAAGAGACAGGCCUGUACUUAGAGCAUAGAGGCAAACAGUUUGGUGUAUGACACACUCGUUCUUGUCUAUAUCUUUAUAUUUGAAGUAUUUCUUUCUUUUUUUUUUGUAACGGAUGACACAAGUGUUGUCUUAUCAGCAAUACUGUUCAACAGGUAUUUUUGGACUGGCGAUCAAACAAAAGCACUGGCAGCUUUUUUCUCUCUCUCUCUUCUUUCUUUCUCAUCUGACGUGUUCUUCCUGUCAGCUUCCCUCCCUCUCUCAUGCUUCAUGGGAGGUUAAACUCAGGAAUUCCUCAGAAUGUUCAGCAAUGUCCCUGUUCACGUAUACGUACACUUUACUUUACAGUCCUGUCAAAUCUUGAUGAUUACGUACAGUUAGUGAGCUUUAGAGAUGUUGGUGGAAGUUUUCUUCCUUUCUUUAUGCCAAGCGCAUCCUAACUCCAGCUCUGGUACACACAAAAAAUUCCUCCCAAAGGCUGAACUAAUCCUUUACAUUAUCCAAUAGAUGACACAGCAUUAUUCCAGCUGUGACACAACAUCAAACGACUUCUUUUUGUCAUAUAUUUAGUGGUCCAGUAAUUGUUGAGUGACACAGGACUUUACAGUAAAAUGUUACCAAAGGUGUGUAUUUUUACAAUUUGACACUAGAUGAAAUGGUCAAAUGAAUUCUCAUUAUGCAAAGUUGUUUUUGUCAAGCUUCAGUUUUACUUUUUAUUGUACUCAAAUGGAUGUUUCUACACACUUCUCUUUUACCUUUUUUUCAUAUCUGCACUAGAGACAAAACUACAUUACAAAGUUGAAGCACUGCCCAGCUCCUCCAGGAAGUGACCCCCCUGGCACUUAAUUUGAGCAAACGCAUCGUGACACUGGCACUUGAAGCAAGCCCCAAGCCAGUCACUUGGUGUUCAAACAGAUUAAAGGACCAUGACGGGAUCAAUUUGUAUUUCUACUGACCAUUUUCCAAAGAAUGCUGUAGUAUUUCUCUGCUAAUUUCAUGACUAUCUGCUCAGUAUGAAAACUGACAUGCAGGAAAGUUGGUUUGGUUUGGCAGAUCUUUACAUUAUUUCUGCUUUUGUUGUUCGUCAGACGUGGGCGCAUGGAAACAAAGGGUACUACAUGGUCCAAGAUGCUAACAAGGAACUGGAAGCUUCCUGGAAUGGACUGCUUGGUAACAAUUGAGGCAAAGAGUCCAAUUGGUGCAAAAAUGUCAGUUUAUUAAUAGUGUAACCUUUAUUUACCAAAACAAAUCUGUGUAAAUUACAGUGAAGCAUGCAUGAUAUAUAAAAAGAAUAGAUUGACAUGACUGAGUCAUGUGAUCAAACUAAUCUCUUGUCAUUUUUCAGUGAUUAGAUUUUAGAAGGUCUAUCCAUGAAAUUCCUCUGAAAAUCGAAAACUGGAGAUUGAAACUCAACUCUGUUAAAUUAAAUUUUCCCCCACAAAAAAAUGGUGGGAUGUUUAUUUGGUGGAAUGUCUUAGAACAAAAGCCUAAUGACGUGGUCCUCACCAGGACACAAAAAUAAAUUCCCCCUUGGAAUACAAAAUAGAUGCAAAUUCCUCUUGGAGUUUAGCUUUGCAUUUCAUAGUUUUUUUAAAUAUUCAUUAUAUGGGCUGAGAAAUGACAGCUUCUCUUAAAUAAAGUUCCCCCUUGAAUUGCUAUAGAUGGCUGACUUGAGAAGGCUACGCAUGACAAGAAAACUAAAAUGGUGAAUGAAUGAAUGAAGGGAUGGAUUUCUUAUCUCAACUCUACUAGUCAGUCUAUAUAUUUCCAUAUACUGAAAUGAUUAGAAACCAAAAGCUCCUGGGGGGUAUAGAACAAUAACUGAAAAAACAGAGAAACACUGCCAUUCUUUGGAAAAUGGAUGGUUGUAAUGAAAAGUAUACAUGAUCCGAGUUAGAUGGGCUGAAUUUUAAACACACUGCUGUUGUAAUUUAAACAACAACAACAACAACAAAACAAUGCUCUUUUUGACCCAUUUAUUUAUUGUCUAAUAAGUAGUAAGAAUUUAGUGUUUGUACUAUGUAUUUAGCUGCACUAUUCUUGUAUUGUACAUAAGACAAAUAUUCCUACUAAAUGUAUUUGGUACAGUAUGUUGGUGUAGGACACCUACAAAUCUAAUUAAAUUCACACGUCGUAUGUGAAUUUGUUGGGUUUCUACAUGAACAUCCCUAAUAGCAUACGUUAGAGGUUCAAAGCUCCAAACAAACACACUGGCGUGGUAUUGAUUUGGGGAUAUGCCAAAUUUAUCUGCUGUUGAAAAGUCAAUGGUGAGGCACGUGGCAGGGCUGAGUGCUGCAGCGCCGUCGGCUUUCGAAUACUGGAUGCGUUUUGGCUUCUUUUGUCCACCAGAGUUAAGCUUGAGUCACGUUUAGCGCAGGAAGGUCAAAUCUGAAACUGCAUUGCACUUGAUUGAUCAGAAAUCAAAUACAGGCUGCUAUUUUCCUGUCAGUGUGAAAUGAUCUGCUUUGAAAAGAAGUGGGAUGUUUGAAUUCUAAACUGAAAAGCACGUGGAUCCAUAUUCUAAUGGCAGCCUGACCAUGACACUAAAUCAGGGUCAUGUGAUUGAAAGGAAAAAGAACUGAUUACCACAGGACCUGUCAGCCAGUGAUGAUCUCAUUAGAAUGUACUAAUUGCUCAGAGUACACUGAAGAACACAACUCAGCUGGUUUUUAUUGACUUUAAUUCCUUAAUUGUGAACUAGUUAAUUCAUUUAUUUGGGCUCUUGUUGUUGGGGGUUGGGAUCAGGUUAAAAUUUCAUAGAUGUAAAAUGUAGGUCAGUGCCAUUCCUUUGAAUUGAUUCCAUGAAAGUAAGUUCAUUCAUUUACAAGUCACACAUGUACUUGCUUAAGUUGUAACAUUUUAACUUAAAGAUGUGUUAGUAUGUUUACAGUUUGGUGUAUAACUUGUUCUUUUUGUUUUGUAACAAUAUAAUUAAGACCUGGGAAUUAAGUUGAAUAGAAAAGCUGAUUUUUUUUUUGAUUUUUUUUUUUUAUAAUUUAUUUGCAAAAGUUUAAAAUCUUGAUAAAUUUGAAAGUUACAGCUACAAUUUCUUGCCUUAGAGGUUACAGAGGCCAAAUGGGACUCAGAGGAAACCAUAUCGGAACGUCUGAGCCCUGCUGUAUUCGUUUGAGGCGAAGUUUCUCCAUUCACAAAGCACCCUUUUGUGAUAAAACAGCAAAACCAUCAAGUACCCCUCUGAAAAUAUGUGGACCCAAAGUGUUCAAUAUUUAAUAAAUGAAAUUCAGACAAAACAUGUAAUAUAACCAUGAAGCCGUGCAGCAAUUACAGACUUAAAACUCUGGUUUGAAAAAAAAAGAAAAAAGACCUUUAAUAAUAGUUAUUAUGAAAAAAAACAACAUGUCACAAUAAUCAGUGAAGUUUUAAAAUGAAUUAUUUUACAAUUCGUGGCUACAGAAUAUUUUGCUUGUAUUUUUUUCUCACCUGAUUAUUUGCUACAUAAUAUCUUAUUUAUUUAUUUAUUUAAUACUGACCCUUGUGGGUUUCCAUAUGGAAAAGUCAAAUGCUCCUGUGUCACCAAGAUAUAUGCUAUUAUAGAGGACCAACAAUUUUUUUUUUUUGUCGAUACAAUUAAUCAGUUGCGUUUCGGGAACUGAGUUCAAGAAAAACGAAAGAAGCUAAACAUCAAAGUGAGGCUUCGAAUCAUUGUGUAGCAUUUAGUAAUCCAUUUGACAUAGAAAAAAAUGUGCAAAAAUUGCUAAGACAAUUAAUUGUUAAGAAAAUCUGAUAUCAAAUCAUUUUUUUUGCACUCUUCUUUUUGCGCAAGAUGAAUAAAUGCUGCGAAAUGAUUCUGCGCCUCAUUUCGAAUUGUUAACUUUUCCCCUCCUCUUCCUGUCCUCAUGCUAAAAUGCUAAAAAAAAAAAAAAAACAGCUGCUGGUUUAACUGAAGGCUGCACUUGCUGCACAUGUGAAAAAAAAUGUAAUGACUCUGAGAACACCAUGGACACUGAAAGUCAUUAAUAUUGGAAAUUAUGAGUUAUUUCUCAGAUUUGUGACAUUAAUGUCAGAACUCAGUCUUCUUCAGUCUUCCAUAUCCACAUACCACAGCAGCAGUCGUCAGUGUCUGGCAGUAUUCGCUGACUACUUUCCAUGGAACAUCGUUAGCAGCAGCACAAAUUUACAUUCAAAAUGAUGAUAAUCAAAUUUAAAGGAACAUACCAAUGGUUUCUUGUAUCAGUCCACUGACCGCAAAUUCAUAAUUUAUAUUGCUGUUAACUGUUAUUCAAAGCAUAGAUCUCUGCAUUACUUUCUGAUUUCAGUAUGGUACAAAUAUUAACUCAUGGAGACUUCAAACUUGCCUGGGUUAGGUAAUCCAUCAUGUGUUUUUAACGUUGCCAGAGCUGCAUUACUGCUGUGUGGUGCCGCAAAUGAGAAUUUUCCGAUCAAUCUGCACUUACAAUUUCGUCACCAUGCCAAAAACGAAACAAAAGCAAAAGCUGACGUGGUGUUCGCUGUCACAGCUUCAUUAAUGCCUCCAAGUUUUCAAAUCUCUGAAAGUUUAUUAUCACAUUGUAGUGAGUACAUGUAAAGCAAUAGCUGCCAGGACGACAUUCAGAAAAACUAUCAAAUAGAAAACGGUCAGCAACUGCAACAGAGAUACUGACCUUUAAAAUGUUGAAAACGACAUGACAUGAGAUGUCAACAAACUUGGGCCUGAGCUACUUCUCUGUAUAGUCAGUUGAAUAGUUGUAACGUUGUAAUUUUCUUCAUAGGAUGUUUGAGCUUCCCAUUUUCCAACAUCUUAACAAUGAAGUGCCAGUCAAGUCGAGGCACAGCAGUCAUUGUUUAAACCUUGAGCAGUGGUUAUCAGGGAAGAGUUUUCCCUUAUGGAAAGUAUUUUCUAAUCAAAUGCCUUCAAUCUGCAAUUACAAUAGAUGAUGGUACACUAAAGGAAGAACUUAAUCUGAUCUGUUUACAGAAUGUGGUAAAUGGGGCCACUUGGAUAUCAGAUUCUGAUUCUCAAGGGUUUUUUUUUUUUUUGGUUUUUUUUGUUAAGUUUAGUUGAACAAGCACUUAUCUACCUGGAUGAUUCAGCAUACCUCUUCGUAUGGGUAAGGACUGUAUGAUAGAUGUGUAGACAGUUUCUGUGGCAUUGUUUCAAACUUUUUACAGUGGUUACUUCAUUGUAUUUGUAUAUUUUGGUGAGCCAUUUUUUACGUGUCCUUUUUUGAGUACCUGCAACUUGACUGUUAAAUGCAGAUUCAGCAUUUUUGAUUUCCUUUUUUUAAUCUUUGAAUGUUCAUAUGACCUGUGUUUUGCUUAGAUUUUUUUGUAAAUAUUGUGCAACAUGUCAUGUUUUGUUUAUUUGAUAUGAAAAAGGUUUUAAAGAAAAAAACAGCAAUUUGCUUACGCAAUUUUUGUUGAGAAAUAAAACAAAAAGCAUGAGAAUUCUACAGUGGUGGUGUUGGUGUCUGGAUUUUGAUUAAAGAUCUGUUGACAAAAUGAUUGCUGUUUUGUUAAGAAGCAUUUAAUCUGAAUGUAAUGUAAAGCAUCAUACUUUCUCAUGAAAUUAAUGUAUAUAAAUGACUAUACACAGAUACACACAUAUUCUAAUCAAGUCUGUGAUUUAGAAAAAAAAGUAUUCGAAGCUUAUAAAGUCCAUGUCAUAGAAGCAAACAGAUCCUCUGAGGAGAAUGCUUCAUAAUCCAUAAUCCAUUGUGUCAUUUCUGCACAAUGUUAAAAAUUCAGAGUACAGAUGGAAAGACUUUUUUUUAAAAAGAUACAAUCCUUUCCUGUUCAUACCCACAUAUAGGCUUUAUAAGGUGCUUCAAAUCCAAAACAUACUGGGCUCUGAGUCCACCACCUCAUGAUGGCUGACGGUUUUGGCCCCAUGUG
Messenger RNA from Scatophagus argus, 8157 nucleotides. Its product is annotated as transcription regulator protein BACH2-like. The record is from RefSeq and is a predicted model, not a curated record. Gene Ontology annotation, biological process: regulation of transcription by RNA polymerase II. The transcript is spliced from 4 exons. NCBI's taxonomy places the organism in Eukaryota, Metazoa, Chordata, Actinopteri, Scatophagidae. Gene Ontology annotation, molecular function: DNA-binding transcription factor activity, RNA polymerase II-specific; RNA polymerase II cis-regulatory region sequence-specific DNA binding; protein binding. The coding region runs from base 1 to 2328 and encodes 775 amino acids.